AUGUAUCGAGAUUGUUUUGUCUGCUUCAAGGAGGAUUACAAUUGCAUACGCAUGAGAACGCAUUUUGAAACGACCCAUUGUACCUCACACCUAACUGAACACGUGAUUGAAAAGCAUUUGGUGAUUGGCUUCAAAUCACGUGAUCCAAAAUGGCAAAGUAAACUCAUAGUGAAGACCGGUGCUGUAACGCGUCGCUUCCUUGGAUUUGAUCGCAUUCAUCAUGUUGGCGACGACUCCGACAUGGACUAG
Cylicocyclus nassatus is the source of this 249-nucleotide messenger RNA. The record is from the annotation of a GenBank genome assembly. NCBI's taxonomy places the organism in Eukaryota, Metazoa, Nematoda, Chromadorea, Rhabditida, Strongylidae.